This is a messenger RNA of Engraulis encrasicolus (European anchovy), 2606 nucleotides long. RefSeq lists its product as uncharacterized. The transcript is spliced from 10 exons. NCBI's taxonomy places the organism in Eukaryota, Metazoa, Chordata, Actinopteri, Clupeiformes, Engraulidae. Gene Ontology annotation, biological process: B cell receptor signaling pathway; negative regulation of T cell activation; T cell receptor signaling pathway. Gene Ontology annotation, cellular component: plasma membrane; membrane raft. The record is from RefSeq and is a predicted model, not a curated record. The coding region runs from base 425 to 2398 and encodes 657 amino acids.
GUGAACUUCAAGUGAUUCUCGGCUUCUUUAAUUAACGGCUCCAAAUCAGGCGCGCGCACAGCACCGCUUCGGUGAUGAGGGUUGCGCACCCAUCUUCUUUAGCAACCGGGGAUCGUUAAAGGUUACCAAGUUGGCUCUCAGUAAAAAGAAAAUGAUUGCGAGAGCGGAAAGACGUCCCGAGAGUAGCGAUGGGGAGCUCGCAGUGACAAGGAUGCUGCUGCACAUCGCCUUUGCGCUCGCCUUGGACUUGUGAGAAGCUGUGUGUGACCGACAACCACGUCUUUUCGUGUGCGUGUGUGGGCGUGUGAGUGUGGGUGUGUGUGGGUGUGUGAGAGUGUGGGUGUCGGACGUCGCAUGUGAGGCGGCUUGCAUGUGUGUAUGAGUGUGUGUGGUCGACUCGAGGACCCUCUGCGCGCCGGGCUCCAUGGAUGAGGAGGGGAUGAUCUUCAACGUGCCCUACAGCAAGGUGCUGCUGCUGGGGGCCAUCGCCGCCGCCACCGCCUUCGGGGUCACCAUCGUCAUCGUGCUGGUCUGUGUUGGAUGCCAAAGGAAAGGAAAGAUAAAAUACUCCCCAACCAAUGGUACGAAGAAACAAAAAGGCAAUGCGAAUGCGCUGAGACAGUCCAAGAUGAACGCCAUGAGCAAGUCAGAUACGGGACUGCAUGAGAUGAACCGCCUUCCCAAUGGCAAUGGUGCUCCCAAGAGCCGUCCGGCCAGCAUGGACCUGCUCCUCCUGCACUGCCGUCGCUCCGCCUCCGACCUGCGCUCCUCCUCCUCCUCCCAGCCCCGCCACCUGCCCCAGGUGCCCGACGCGCCCGAGCACACCUACUCCCAGGUGGGGGUGGGACGCACCACCACCACCCGCGGCCUGGAGCCAGACGACGGCCUGUACGAGAGCGUGGGGGUGGGGGCGCCCCGCUACGGGCAUGGCGGCCACGGCCAUGGAGGUGGAGGGGAUGUGGUGGGGCUGGGGCUGGACUCCUCGGGGGUACCCCCAGCUCCACCCCCCACCUCCAACAACACUCCGGCCCAGCAGAGAGCUGCCAUGGCGGCCUCCCUGGCGGCGGCCUCCACCCUCCCCCCGCACAGCCCCGGCACCCCCCGUAGCAGCUGCAGCAGCGUCAGCACUGCCAGUGGGGUGAAUGGGAAGGCCGGUGGCGGCGGCACUGGUGGUGGUGGUGGUGGUGGCGGUGGCGGUGGGCAUGAUCAUCACAUCGUCCAUGCAGAGUACGCCACCAUACGCAAGGUGCGGCGGGCAGCGGGGAAUCGCCGGGACAACGGGGGCGGGUCGGCCGAGGCAGAGCACGCCUCGCUUCAACCCGAUACAAUGCAUCACGGAUGCAUGCCGGAACACAGCAAGAGCGUCUUCAAUCUCAAGUCCUUCCCCAAGGAGGCAGUGUUCAUGGGCAACGGUGAGCAAUACAUCUGGAAGCCGCCGGAAGAGGAUGACAUCAUCGCUCCCCCAGUGCCGGUGGCAGCAGCAGCAGCAGAGAAUGGCCAGAGUGGCGGUGGCUGUGGAGGUGGUGGAGGUGGAGGUGGUGGUGCUGGUGGUGGCAGUGCGACAGCCAUGGAGUCAGCGUCUGGGCCGCGUCACCACACCAUCAUAAGUAGCAGUCUGGCCGCCACCUACAGGAAGGGUAGUGUAGUGUGGAGUACCAUGUGGUGCCUUGGUGUAGAAUUGCACAUCGAGAUCUCAGAGAUGUACUCCACCGUGUGCAAGACCCUGAAGAGGAAGCACCAGGCCCAGGCAGCAGCAGCAGCAGCAGCCCAGGAGGGCGAGGGCCAGGGGAACCAGAACCCACCCAGUGGACCUGGUGGACCCCCCAGUGGACCCAGUGGGCCCGUGCCAGAGGAGGGGAGCGGCAAGAUGGCACCUCCUGGAUGGUCAACCACCAGGCCAGGUGGAGGAGGCGGAGGAGGAGGCGGAGGUGGAGGAAAUGGAGGAGGAGGCGGAGGUGUCCAGGAGGAGAUGCGGAUGAGGAGGCGCGCCCAGGAGGAGCCGUGCUAUGAGCCGGUCGGGGAGAAGAGCUGGCCCGGCAACGUGGCGGUGGAGGCGGACCCGGCGUACGCCACCAUCGACUCCCACUGGAAGCGCGAGCGGCAGGCCAACAUGGCCACGCUACGCGCCAAGAAGAAGCAACAGCAACCGCCCCCGCCCCCACCAAAACAACAAGAACAACAACAACAGAUGCAACAACAACAACAACAACAACAACAACAACAACACCCACAACACCCUCCACAGCCCCCCAGUCAGGGCCCAGGCAAGGCGCCUCCGGUGGAGAACUUCUACGAGACCAUCAACGAGGUGAAGCAGGGCAUCACUGCUGCCAACCCCAGCACCACCACCAUCUUCACCUUCAACGACGGCAUGGAGAUGUACGUCACCGGUCUGUAGAACACUAGCCGUAGCCAUGGCAACAGGUUCCGUCGUCGUCGCGACCUUUGAACCACAAUGCGUUUGGCACCAGACUGACGAGCAAGACUGUUUGCUUCUCAAGCCCACAGCGACAUGUAAAAUAUCUUGGUGGGGUAAAAAAGAAAAACCCAGCACCAAACACACCGUUUGUUAUUUUCUAUAUAUAACAUGUGUCCAUCCAAUAUCA